GUUCCGUAUUUGAACUUCAACGUAGUACUCUUUUGCUCACAACAGCUUCGUCUCACUCCCCCAACCCCUAACGCCGGCGGCUGAGGCUAAUCGAAGAACAACAAUGGCCUUCAUCAAAGUCCAGAAGACGAGGGCUUACUUUAAGCGUUUCCAGGUUAAAUUCAAGAGAAGGAGAGAGGGAAAGACUGACUAUAGAGCCAGGAAUCGGCUGAUCAAUCAGGACAAAAAUAAGUACAACACACCAAAAUACCGUUUUGUUGUCCGAUUUACUAACCAGGACAUUAUUGCACAAAUUGUGUCUGCUAGCAUUGCUGGUGACAUGAUUCUUGCCUCUGCCUAUGCUCGUGAGUUGCCUCGUUAUGGACUUAAAGUCGGACUGACAAACUAUGCUGCUGCAUACUGUACUGGACUUCUCUUGGCAAGACGAGUUCUCAAAAAGCUUGAAAUGGACGAAGAGUAUGAAGGGAACCUCGAUGUCAAUGGGGAGGAUUACUCCGUUGAACCUGCUGAAAGCAGGAGGCCUUUCCGUGCUCUCCUUGAUGUUGGCCUUAUAAGAACUACCACAGGCAAUCGUGUUUUUGGUGCUCUCAAGGGUGCAUUGGAUGGUGGGAUUGAUAUCCCUCAUAGCGAGAAGAGGUUUGCUGGAUUCGGCAAGGAUUCCAAGCAACUUGAUGCAGAUGUUCACCGCAAGUAUAUCUACGGUGGCCACGUUUCUGCAUAUAUGAAAACAUUGAUGGAAGAUGAACCUGAGAAAUAUCAGUCACACUUUAGCGAGUACAUCAAGACGGGUCUUGAGGCAGAUGAUCUUGAGGAGAUGUACAAGAAGGUUCAUGCUGCCAUACGUGCAGAUCCAAGUUCAAAGAAGUCUGACAAGCCACCUCCUAAGCAGCACAAGAGGUACAACCUUAAGAAGCUAACGUAUGACGAGAGGAAAGCUAGGUUGAUCGAAAGACUCAAUGCUUUGAAUGCUGCUGCUGGAAAUGAUGAUGAUGAGGAAGACGAUGAUUAGUUAACUACAUAACAAGAAUUUUGGAUUCUUGUCGCUUAUGGUUUUUCUAUUAUAUUUUUCUUUUCUUGUUUCUACUAAGUAGAGAUCUCAGUUUUGCAUCCUUAGUAGAAUGAGACAUACCAAAGUGACGAUGUAUGAGAUUAUAUUUUGCUUCAUUCAUCUGUUUAUUCCUUUGAAGUUUUAACUUC
Molecule: messenger RNA, 1197 nt
Organism: Nicotiana attenuata
Lineage: Eukaryota; Viridiplantae; Streptophyta; Magnoliopsida; Solanales; Solanaceae
Product: 60S ribosomal protein L5-like
Exons: 9
Coding region: 104-1009 (301 amino acids)
Biological process (GO): translation; ribosomal large subunit assembly
Cellular component (GO): cytosolic large ribosomal subunit; ribosome
Molecular function (GO): structural constituent of ribosome; 5S rRNA binding
Source: RefSeq, a predicted model, not a curated record